Molecule: messenger RNA, 3291 nt
Organism: Strigops habroptila (Kakapo)
Lineage: Eukaryota; Metazoa; Chordata; Aves; Psittaciformes; Psittacidae
Gene: HACD4
Product: 3-hydroxyacyl-CoA dehydratase 4
Exons: 7
Coding region: 41-700 (219 amino acids)
Biological process (GO): very long-chain fatty acid biosynthetic process; sphingolipid biosynthetic process; fatty acid elongation
Cellular component (GO): endoplasmic reticulum membrane
Molecular function (GO): 3-hydroxyacyl-CoA dehydratase activity
Source: RefSeq, a predicted model, not a curated record
UCAGGAGCAGCAGCAGUGCGACCCCCGCAGCAGCUUUACCAUGAACACCUACCUCUUCAUGUAUGACUUGAUGCAAUUCUGUGGACAUUCCUGGAUAUUUACAAAUAUGAUCAUCAGGUUCAUGUCAUUUGGAAAAGAUUCACUGGCAGACACCUUUUACUCCAUAGGAUUUGUGAUGCGUCUUUGCCAGUUGUUAUCUGUAUUGGAGAUCUUACACAUCCUCAUUGGCAUUGAUAAAAGCCAUCUCUUCCCCAGGCUUUUGCAGAUCACUGAGAGAAUAAUUGUUUUAUUUGUUGUGAUCAACAGUCAGGAAGAAGUUCAAGGGAAAUAUGUCGUGUGUGUUUUGUUUUUCCUUUGGAAUGUAUUAGAUGUGGUCAGAUACACUUACAACAUGUUAGCAAGGAUGGGAAUAUACUACCAACCACUGACAUGGCUCAACUUCUCACUGUGCAUCCCGCUCUAUCCCCUUUCAGUUCUGGCUAAAGCAUUUGCAAUUUGUGUAUCCCUGCCUUAUUUUGAAUCCUUUGGCACAUACUCCAUCAAGCUACCAUUUCCAUUUGCCUUCUCAAUCUACUUCCCCUAUAUUCUGAAAGUGUAUCUGCUAGUGCUCUUUAUAGGUAUGUGCUUUAUCAUCCAGAACCUCUUCUCCGAAAGGAAGGCACACCUAGGGACAGGCAAUAUCAAAAAGAAAAGAAACUAAGUUGAUAUUUUGUUUGGAAAUAAGAAGUAUAUUCCCAGUGAGCUGCUGCGUAUCACAGGUUAAAAAGAAAUUAGGCAAAGAUUUUCAAUGCAAAACUCCUGUUCACACGUUCAUCAACUUGUUAUUGAACAAGCACAGAAUUUUCAGAAAAGGCAGCUCUCUUUAAUGCACCUCAAAAAUGGAACAGCUCAAAAUAACAAGUUAAUUUUGAAAGUUUUGAUUUCAAAUGCAGGAAAUGCUUUUGAAGGAAUAUAUAAAAUGAAUAGAUUUUUCCUAACAUAUAUUAGAGAACUCUGAAAAAAUUGAAGUGUCUCCGCUCACAGUCACGCUAACAACCCUGAUUUUGGUGUUAAUUCUUGCCUCAUUAGCAACAGAUAUUCUGUAAUGACAAUACCAUUUAAUCUGUAAGAUUAUUUUAUAUUAGGCCAACAUUUAUGUGCCUUAUAAAUAUAUAUCUAAAUGCUAAAUUAGCUAAAACUGGAAUCUCUCAAGGAGCAGAAGCUGGAAACUUUGCAACCUAUGCAAUUCACAUGCUGAAUAGCCCCAGGCAUUCGCAAAGGAUCCUCACAUUCUGUCUCAACCUUCACUUCUCCAAACAAGAUUUCAGAAAAUCUAGCUAAACCACAAAGGCAAGCAAUCAGGUACUCAUGUACCAUAUAUUCUAGGGGAUAUUUAAGGCUCAGAACUAAAAACUUAUAACCGUAUGUCUGGCAGACAUUAAGAAUCUCUUUUCCCACAAUGAUUUUCUUCCAUGCUGAACAGCAGUCAGAUACACAAAAGAAGUGUGAUGUUAGGCCAUAUACAUGUUAUUUCAAUGGAAGUGAAUGACUAUCAGAAGCCAAAUGCAAAAUUCUAGCCAUUUUACUCAAGUGCAUUGCUCCUCAUACUUCUGCAGGACUACCUGUGACAAUGCAACUAGAACACAGUCUCUUCAAAGGCUGGGGAAUGAAGAAUAUGGACAGCAACGAAGUGGACUGUACAGGCAAAAAUGGACAAAUAACUGCUUUGAGGCUGACAGGGGCUUUUCUGAUGUUUCAUCUAUAUUGGUUAUCACCUACAUUUGAAUUCAAGCAGGUGAGGGAGAAAAGUGAGGGUUUUCUUUUUUUUGAGCAUGACUGAAAACUGGGGGAGGAGAAAAGACUAUAGUUGGAAGGAAGAAAAGAAUUAAGGGGAAAUGAACACUAUCACAAUAUGAAGAGGAUUUGUCUGUAUAACUUUCUAAACCAUACAGCCUAAGAGGGUAUAUUAGGAAGGAGUGAAGCUGAACUAAUUCAUUAUGAAAGGUCACCUAUAAUUUUUAUUUAUUUAUUUAAUAUAUGUGGCAGACAAUGCCUUCAGACUGUUGUGGAAUAUUUGCAAACCAAAAGCAACAUGGUCAUGCAUGCAACAGUAGAGAGUAAACCCUGGAUUUUUAUUUUUUUUCCUUGAAAGCAUUGCAAACAGAGGUAGGAAUUUGGAACUCAUUAGAGAAACAGAAGUUCUUCCACUUUGGACUUCUGUGUGACCCAAACUGAUUUAAGUGUGGGCUAUGUGAAGAAACAUACAGAGCAGCUACGCUUCAAAUCAUUACAUAACAUGUUAAGGUCAAACAUGGACAUUUUUCCCCUUGGAAAUUCAAUCAUCUAAUGUGUUUAUCAUCGAACUGCCUGGAGUUAACAUACCUUGUUAGAGGAAACAUGGCAUUUGACAUUUUACUGGGUCUAUGUGGCAAGGCUUUGGCAGUGGGGAAGCUGCAGUGAUAGCCUCGGUGAGAAGCCAGGGGCUUCAGCCAUGCUAGACAUAGCUAGUUCCAACUAGCUCCAAAACAGAGCAACUACGGGACACUGCAACGUGAAACUGCAAAGCUGAUGGCACCUCUGUGAAAACAUACUUAAUAAAAGGUAAAUAUACACUAUGUGCAGCUGUGAGACAGAAGAGUAAGAAAAUCGUGAGAGAAACGGCUCUGCAGACUCAAGGUCAGUGGGGAAAGAGAGAAGGAAUCUACUCCAGGCACUGCAGUAGAUUCCUCUGCAGCGCAUGGAGAAGAUCAAGAUGGAGCAGAUUGUCCCUCUUCAGCCCACAGAGGACCAUGCCAGAGAGGAUAUCCACACUGCAACCUGUGGAAAACCCCGUGCUGCAGCAGGUGGAUGUGCCCUGAAGGAAGUUGCAGCCCAUGGAGAGGCCAUAUAGGAGCAAGUUCCUGGCAGGAACUGUGGCUCACUAGGGACUGGCACUGGAGCAGCCUUUUCCAGAUGGACUAUACCCUAUGGAAAGGACCCAUGGGUUCAGAGGUGCAACCUGUGAGAAGAAACUAUGUUGGGGCAGUUCAUGAAGGACAGUAUCCCAGGGGAGGGACUCCAUGCUGGAGCAGGGGAGCAACAUGAAGAGGAAUGAGCAGCAGAGAUGGUGGUUUAUGAACUGACUGUAAUCCAUAUCCCCUAACCACCAUUGCACUGCUUGGGGAGAGAGGAGGUAGAAGAGUCAGGAAUGAGGAGUGAAGUUGAGCCUAGGAAGAAGAGAGGAGUGGAGGGAAGGUGUUUUCAGUUUCGUUUUCAUUUCUUACCAUCCUACUCUAUUUUGAAUUGGCAAUAAAUUACUCUUUCCCAAGUAGA